This is a messenger RNA of Brettanomyces bruxellensis, 465 nucleotides long. RefSeq lists its product as uncharacterized. The record is from RefSeq and is a predicted model, not a curated record. Bases 1 to 465 code for a protein of 154 amino acids. The transcript has a single exon. Lineage: Eukaryota; Fungi; Ascomycota; Pichiomycetes; Pichiales; Pichiaceae.
AUGCAGAGCAGAAAUAAAUGUGAGGAUAAUGAUAGCAAUGAAGACAGUGAUGUCUGGAUUUCUGAGGAUGAGGAUAAUAUUUCUAAUCGAGAUGAUAACACGCCCAGUAUUGAUAGAAAUGAAGAAAAAGACAAUCUCAGCAUUCAGUCUUUGAAACGGAAGCAUGAAAAGCAGGGGUACCUUGAUGGUAUUACUAAAGCUCGAGAGCUAAGUCUUCAACAAGGUUUUGACGAAGGUUAUCCAAUAGGCAGUCAAAUCGGGGAGAUAGUUGGUCAGCUAAUAGCCAAAACAUGCACUAGAUUUGAAGCUAAGAAGAUAACUCAGGAGGACCGGAAAAGGUGCUUGAAGGAACUCCAAAUCGAAAAUGUCUUGCAGUCAAAAUAUUUCGACGACUCUUUAUCAAUUGGUGAUCCUAGGAAUCAUAAAGUUUUAGAAUAUUGGAUUCAUGAACUAUCGGAGAAAUAA